Messenger RNA from Cavenderia fasciculata, 636 nucleotides. RefSeq lists its product as uncharacterized. Bases 1 to 636 code for a protein of 211 amino acids. Gene Ontology annotation, molecular function: RNA binding. Lineage: Eukaryota; Evosea; Eumycetozoa; Acytosteliales; Cavenderiaceae. The record is from RefSeq and is a predicted model, not a curated record. The transcript has 3 exons.
AUGAAUAACUUCACAAGCAACAUAUCAUCAUCAUCAUCUGGUGUCAGCACCACUCCUCCUACAACAACAACAGUAUUAGAGUUUUCAGUAUGGGUCACCAAUAUUGACAAUAGAGUUACUGUUGAUGAAAUAUUAAAAUUAUUCAAUUACUGUGGACCUGUUAAAUCUAUCAUAUUCAAAAAAUUAAACCCUGAACACAAAGAUGCACUUAUUAUAUUCUCAGAUAUAGUAUCAUUAGAUACUUCAUUGUUGUUGGAUCAAGCAAUGUUGUCGUCCAAGGCAAUUAGAGUCUCGAAAGAUAUACCCAAAGAAAUGAUUGAUAUAAAUGUCAUUCAUAAAUUGGCUCAACAGCCACUUUCUCCUCACUCGCCUUCACCAUCUUCCUCUUCCUCCUCCUCUCCACCUCAUUUCUCCUCUCAACCAAACAAGCAACAUAAAAAUGGAGAUCUUCAUGAGCAAGAAGAUAACCAGAUGAUGGAAGAAAUUGUAGCAUCUGGUAUAACAAUGGCACAAGUCAAAGACAUUGAUGAGAAAUUCAAGGUCAGUGAUAGAUUAAAACAGUUUGUAAAGAAUUCAUUAUCCUCGUCGUCACCUUCUUCUCCUAUAGUUAACACAAAUCGUGUCCCAUUAGAUUAA